Messenger RNA from Poecilia latipinna (sailfin molly), 3062 nucleotides. RefSeq names its product integrin beta-1. Bases 343 to 2772 code for a protein of 809 amino acids. Gene Ontology annotation, biological process: cell-cell adhesion; cell adhesion mediated by integrin; cell migration. The record is from RefSeq and is a predicted model, not a curated record. The transcript is spliced from 17 exons. Gene Ontology annotation, molecular function: collagen binding involved in cell-matrix adhesion; integrin binding; laminin binding. Lineage: Eukaryota; Metazoa; Chordata; Actinopteri; Cyprinodontiformes; Poeciliidae. Gene Ontology annotation, cellular component: cell surface; focal adhesion; integrin complex.
CGGACGGUGCUGUGUCUCCCUCCGCUUUAUCCUAAUUUAGUCUGAGGAGAGAAGACCCGCUCCCGGCGCUUCAAGGAUACAGUUGUUUCUUUUAAGGCUUUCUGCUCCCUCUUUCGACUUAAAUACAUGGUAACAUUUAUGCUUUCAUCGUCCAAGUGGAAGUUGAGUGGCAUGAAGAUUCGGAGGAAGCUUUGAGUCCUCGGAGGAGAAAGUGUCCGGCGGUGCCAACAGGGCAGACAGCCGCUGCUCUCAGUGCUUCUGUGUAGCGGGACAUCACAGGGAGCUGGACAGCUCGCUCUUUGCUCCUGUAUGUCGCAUCGGAUAUAACAGCACAGCGGCGAGAUGGAUCUGAAGCUGAUCUUCAUUGCAUUUAUAGGACUCUUUUACUGCUGUAACUCUCAGAAAGAGGGGAACGAGUGCAUCAACAAAAAUGCCAAACACUGCGGAGAGUGCAUCCAGGCCGGAGCCAAAUGUGGCUGGUGUACAGACCCGGACUUCCUGAAACAGGGCGAGACCGUGUCGAGCCGGUGUGACGAGCUGCAGUCUCUGAUAAAACGGGGCUGCAACGAGACAUUGAUCGAGAACCCGCUGGGAAAACGGACGAUUCUCAAGAACAAUCCAGUGACCGAUCGCAGCAAAGCCAAAGCCAAAGCUGAAACUGAAAACCAGAAACUGAAACCAGAGGAAAUCACCCAGGUCCAGCCCCAAAAAGUCAGCCUCACCCUCCGAUCUGGUGAGCCACAGUCCUUUGAGUUGAAGUUUAAGCGUGCAGAGGAUUACCCCAUUGACCUGUACUACUUGAUGGACCUGUCCUACUCCAUGAAGGACGAUCUGGAGAACGUAAAGAACCUGGGGACCAGUCUGAUGAAUGAGAUGUCAAAGAUCACAUCCGACUUCAAGAUAGGUUUUGGCUCCUUUGUGGAGAAGACAGUCAUGCCUUACAUCAGCACCACUCCAGCCAAGCUGCUGAAUCCAUGCACAGGUGACCAGAACUGCACCAGCCCAUUCAGCUACAAGAACGUGCUGCCGCUGACCAACAAUGGCGCCACUUUCAACACUCUGGUGGGGGAGCAGCAGAUCUCGGGGAACCUGGACUCCCCCGAGGGCGGCUUCGACGCCAUCAUGCAAGUGGCCGUGUGUGGGAAACAGAUUGGCUGGAGGAACGUAACUCGCCUACUGGUGUUUUCCACUGACGCCGGAUUCCACUUUGCUGGCGACGGCAAGCUGGGUGGCAUUGUGCUGCCCAACGACGGGAAAUGCCACCUAGAGAACAACAUCUACACCAUGAGCCACUACUAUGACUACCCCUCGAUCGCUCACCUGGUUCAGAAGCUGAGUGACAACAACAUUCAGACUAUUUUUGCCGUCACAGAAGAGUUCCAGCCCGUUUAUCAGGAACUGAAAAAUCUAAUACCAAAGUCUGCAGUAGGCACUCUGUCUGCCAACUCGAGCAACGUCAUCAACCUCAUCAUAGAUGCUUACAAUGCUCUUUCCUCCGAAGUGAUUCUGGAGAACACCAAAGUUUCAAACAACGUGACAAUCGAGUACACGUCUCGCUGUAAGAACGGAGUAAUCAAUAAGGGCGAAAAUGGAAGGAAGUGCUCCAACAUCUCCAUUGGAGAUGAGGUCCACUUUAACAUCAGCAUCACCUCUAAAGGUUGUCCAAACAAUACCAGUCCUGAGAUUAUCAAGAUAAAGCCCCUGGGAUUCACAGAGGAGGUGGAGAUUAUCCUCCACUUCAUCUGCGAGUGCGACUGCCACAGCGAAGCCGUCAACAACAGCCAGGUCUGCAGCAACGGGAACGGGACCUACGAGUGCGGAGCCUGCAGGUGCAAAGAGGGCCGCGUGGGCAGGGAGUGCGAGUGCAGCAGCAACGAAGUGUCCACGGAGGACAUGGACCGGACCUGCCGCAAGGACAACGGCACGGACAUCUGCAGCAACAACGGGGAAUGCGUGUGCGGCACCUGCGAGUGCAAGGCCAGGGAGAACCCGGAGGAGAGGUACAGCGGGCAGUUCUGCGAGUGUGACAACUUCAACUGCGACCGCUCUGGAAACAAGCUCUGUGGAGGACACGGGCGCUGCGAGUGCAGGAAGUGCAUCUGUGACCCCAUGUGGAACGGAACUGCCUGCGACUGUUCCCUGGACGAGAGCACGUGUUUGGCCAGCAACAAGCAGAUCUGCAACGGCAGGGGACGCUGCGAAUGCGGCGUCUGCAAGUGCGACGACCUCAAAUUCCAGGGCCCAAAGUGCGAAAUGUGUCCCACCUGUCCUUCAGCCUGUGCUGAACACAAAGAUUGCGUGGAGUGCCGGAUGUUUCUUACCGGGGUGAAGAAAGACGUAUGUGAGGAGGAAUGCAAUUACUUCACCAUGCGUAAAGUGGACACCAAAGACAAGUUUCCCCAGCCCACUGACAAAUCCUACCCCCUCACGCACUGCAAGGAGAAGGACGCCAACGACUGCUGGAUCUACUACGUGUACACCGUCACCAACAGCUCGGAGAAGGUGGUCUACGUGUUGGAUAAACCGGACUGCCCCAAGGGCCCGGAUCUCAUCCCGAUCGUCGCGGGCGUAGUCGCCGGCAUCGUCCUGAUCGGCUUGGCGCUGCUGCUCAUCUGGAAGCUGCUGAUGAUCAUCCACGACAGGAGGGAGUUCGCCAAGUUCGAGAAGGAGAAGAUGAACGCCAAGUGGGAUACGCAAGAAAACCCAAUUUACAAGAGUCCAAUCAAUCAGUUCCAGAACCCGAACUAUGGACGUAAAGGCGCUGUCCUUUGAGGUGAAAAUCCAAUCUACAAAAGUGCUGUCACAACUGUGGUCAAUCCGAAGUACGAGGGCAAAUGAUGGCCCUGGGGUCCUUCCUGAACUCUGACACCAUCUCUGCAACAGCUGCAGUCAUACACCAGCCGGUCCGGCGUCCGGCGGGAGCGAGUGGCGGAAAAUUUGUGCGUUCGUCUUUGUUGCUUCGUCGUAGCAUUGUAUCACUCAGCCACUGCGUCCUGUUUGUUGUUACUAACACGUACAAUUUAUACCCCAAGUGUCGUAUUUUUGAUGUACAGUAUGCGGUC